CAUUUGUAACCGUAGUGUGGCUAGUGAUUGCAAUCUUCCCUGUUCCAGUUUAUCGUACCCAAUUUCUGCUUAUAUCUAUUUCAUUCAUUUAUCCACUUGUUUAUAUCUUUUCACCUAUGCAGUUAUUCAUUCAGCUCAUCUAUCCGUUUAUGUACGAAUUGUCCGCUCUGUAUGAUUGAACGUCCAGAAAAAUGGCUCAGAAAAUGGCUUCGGCUCGGAAGACAGAUGUGAGAAGUGAAUUAGAAAGUAUUGGACGAUGUUUGGAAGGUGAAGAAUUGGUGAAAGCGUUGAUGGAACGAGUUUUGGCAACUGAGGAAGAAAAGACUACUCUGGCAAACAAGGUUGAAGAGCUAUCGAAAAUGCAGAAAAUGGCUACCAGUCUAAGGAAACAAAAUGAGUUGUUAACCAAGAAAGUGGAAACAGUUGAGGGAGUAUUAAUGAAGACCGAACUAGCGAAAUCGAAAUUGGAAAAUUUAUGUCGAGAAAUGCAAAAGGCGCAACGGAAAGCACACGAGGAACAUGUAGAGAAAUUACGUGAGUUGGAAAGAAAUCGUAAAGAUAUGAUUGAACAGUUCAAAGAAUCAGUAACCGGAAUUCAGAAAUCGAUGGAAUCGGGACGAGAAACAUCAGAAAAACUAACAAACGACAAUGCAGUGCUGUCGGAGAAAUUAAAAGUUUUGGCACAAGAAUAUGAAAACAGGGUGGCUGAGCUUUCGAAACAGUUUACCGAAAAAACGGAGUACUGCGAAAAACUGACAGCGGCUCGUGACAUGGAAGUGGAACUAUAUAAAACAAAGCUUCAGGCUGCUGUAUUGGAUACACAAAAAUGCACACAAGAAAAAAUACAGUUACAAAGCGAGUUACUAGCUCGUGAACAGAAAAUGAAGGAAGUCCUCGAAGGAGAGAAGGCAAUGCGUGAACAGAUCGAUAAGUAUACAAAGAAAUAUAAUGAAUUGCAUUUAAGUCUCAAUAAUUCGAAUGAAACAUUUGAUAAAUUUCGACGUGAAAUGGAGCGUAUGAAUUCAAACGUUAUCAAGGUAGAGAAAGAUGCGCGAAAGUGGAAAAUAAAAUAUGACGAAACUGCUCAGGCUUUGGCUGCUGCAACUUUGAAAGUUAAAGAAAGUGAAGAUUUAUGCGCAUUAAAAGAUCGACAACUGCAACAACUUCAGAAUUUGUGUCGCACUUUAAAAUCUCAAAUUCCUAGUAACCAGUGAUGUGCUUAUAAAAACACUCAUUUUCAUGCCUUUUUUCCUCUCUUUAAAUUCUCACUAAAAUUUCAUCCGAGGAUAUAUCAGUCUUUAUCUUCAUUUGAUCCGCCAAGCAUUGAGGGAAUGAAUUUAACACACCAAUUGUGAGAACUUGUAUCAUUAUGCACAGUCUUUCAGAAGUCAAACUUCUACACUCUUUCAAUAGUUACUUGUUUAUUGCAUUUAUUCAGCACUGUACUGUUUUUAAAAAGCAUUGAGUGCUAAUCAUUUUAAUGUUAAUAUUUAUUAUGAAGUGCUUUUCACUGAAACUCUUUCAAUUUGUUUGAUUCGAGCUAGUGAUCAGCAGCAAAAAAC
Loa loa (African eye worm) is the source of this 1562-nucleotide messenger RNA. RefSeq lists its product as hypothetical. Gene Ontology annotation, molecular function: syntaxin binding. The transcript is spliced from 7 exons. Bases 192 to 1214 code for a protein of 340 amino acids. Lineage: Eukaryota; Metazoa; Nematoda; Chromadorea; Rhabditida; Onchocercidae. The record is from RefSeq and is a predicted model, not a curated record.